This is a messenger RNA of Didymosphaeria variabile, 915 nucleotides long. RefSeq lists its product as uncharacterized. NCBI's taxonomy places the organism in Eukaryota, Fungi, Ascomycota, Dothideomycetes, Pleosporales, Didymosphaeriaceae. Bases 1 to 915 code for a protein of 304 amino acids. The record is from RefSeq and is a predicted model, not a curated record. The transcript has a single exon.
AUGGCGUCACGAAGCACCAUCUUCUCUCUAAGCUUCAUCCUGCUCUCAGCGCGAUCCGCCAUCGCAACUACACAUUCCGUGGAGGACCUCACCUUCAUGGCAUACGAAGAAAGCUACGGCUACCAAACCGACACCUCAAGUUCACCCGAAACAGCCCUCCCUUCAUCAACAACGCCAGACGGAGGCUAUGGCUACCAGAUGGAAACCGAGUCUACAUCAAUCCUCUCUUCGACAACAUCCGAAGGCUACGGCUACCAAACCUCGACUCCAGCCGAAUCAAGUCUCCCCAUCAUCUCAACGCCAGCAGCUCUCUACCCAACCGCACCAUCCUACUCCUCCUCUUCUUCCUCGCAGACCUGCACAAAUAGCACAACAAUAGUCACAAUCCCCUACUCAACCCCCACACCAUCUACAUCGCACACCUGCAACAACACAACCAUAACAUCAACGAUCUACCCCUCCAUCUCCACACCAAGCAUAUCACCAUCCAGCAACUGCUCCAAGUCCACCACAACUGUGACGAUCCCGUGGCCAGGCACAGGCACCGGCUACGCUCCCAGCGGCACAGGGUACGCAGGCGGUAACGGUGGCUGGAACGGGACGACUACUUACUACGCGCCCACUCUGGGCACUGGCACCUCUCCGCCGUCUUACCCAACGCCCGUCCCGCCGGUGAACUCGACGUCGAACUUCGAGCUGCCUGAGACAUCGAGUGCGGUGGAAUACGGCGGCGACACGCCUACAUCUACACCUACGCCCGAGGCGGAACCAAGUGAUACUGCGCCAGCUGCGCCGCCUGCGCCCCCAGCAAGUUCGACUGGACCUGAUGAGCCGCUAUUUUCGGGUGGCGCGGCGAGGUAUGGGAGUGGAGCAAGUCUUGCGGUGGCUGUGGGAGCAAUGGUGGCGUGGUUGUAA